AUGUUCUGUGGGGACUAUGUGCAAGGGACCAUCUUCCCGACUCCUAAUUUUAACCCCGUAAUGGACGCCCAAAUGCUGGGAGGAGCACUCCAAGGAUUUGGCUGUGACAAAGACCUGCUGAUCGACAUCCUGACUCAACGCUGCAACGCCCAGAGGCUCAUGAUUGCCGAGGCCUACCAGAGCAUGUACGGCCGGGACCUGAUUGGGCUGCUGAAAGAGCAGCUCUCAGACCACUUCAAGGAUGUCAUGGUUGGCCUCAUGUACCCUCCACCAUCCUACGAUGCUCAUGAACUCUGGCAUGCCAUGAAGGGAGUAGGUACUGAUGAGAAUUGCCUCAUUGACAUAUUAGCUUCGAGAACAAAUGGAGAGAUUUUCCAGAUGCGCGAGGCCUACUCUUUGCAAUACAACAACAACCUCCAAGAGGACAUUUAUGCAGAGACCUCGGGACACUUCCGAGACACCCUCAUGAACCUGAUCCAGGGAACCAGAGAGGAGGGUUACGCGGACCCUGCUAUGGCUGCCCAAGACGCAAUGGUGCUGUGGGAGGCGUGCCAGCAGAAGACCGGGGCACAUAAAACCAUGCUGCAAAUGAUCCUGUGCAACAAGAGCUACCAGCAGCUGUGGCUGGUUUUCCAGGAAUUUCAAAAUGUCUCUGGGCAAGAUAUAGUGGAUGCUAUCAAUGAUUGCUACGAUGGAUACUUUCAGCAGCUGCUGGUUGCAAUUGUACUCUGCGUUCGAGACAAACCAGGCUAUUUUGCUUAUAGACUGCACAGCGCCAUCCAUGACUUUGGUUUCCAUAAUAAAACUGUCAUCAGAAUCCUGAUUGCUAGAAGUGAAAUAGACUUGAUGACCAUCAGAAAACGAUAUAAAGAAAGAUACGGGAAAUCCCUGUUUCACGAUAUCAGGCACUUUGCUUCGGGGCACUAUGAGAAGGCGUUGCUGGCCAUCUGUGCGGGGGACGUGGAGGACUGUUAA
Messenger RNA from Ochotona princeps (American pika), 975 nucleotides. RefSeq names its product annexin A10 (gene ANXA10). The transcript is spliced from 12 exons. The record is from RefSeq and is a predicted model, not a curated record. Gene Ontology annotation, cellular component: cytoplasm. Gene Ontology annotation, molecular function: calcium ion binding; calcium-dependent phospholipid binding. NCBI's taxonomy places the organism in Eukaryota, Metazoa, Chordata, Mammalia, Lagomorpha, Ochotonidae. Bases 1 to 975 code for a protein of 324 amino acids.